Messenger RNA from Mya arenaria, 1089 nucleotides. RefSeq lists its product as uncharacterized. The record is from RefSeq and is a predicted model, not a curated record. NCBI's taxonomy places the organism in Eukaryota, Metazoa, Mollusca, Bivalvia, Myida, Myidae. The transcript has 2 exons. Bases 1 to 1089 code for a protein of 362 amino acids.
AUGAGAAUCGGGCUGGCCCCUGAUUCUGUGCAACAUGCUAACCUGAACCAUACAAGGCUGGCCCCUGAUUCUGUGCAACAUGCUAACCUGAACCAUACAGGGUUGGCCCCUGAUUCUGUGCAACAUGGAAACCUGAACCAUACAGUGCUGGACCCUGAUUCUGUGCAACAUGGAAACAUGAAGCAUACAGGGCUGGCCCCUGAUUCUGUGCAAUAUGGAAACCUGAAGCAUACAGGGCUGGCUCCUGAUUCUAUGCAACAUGCAAACCUGAAGCAUACAGGGCUGGCCCAUGUGCAACAUGGAAACAUGGAGCAUACAGGGCUGGCCCCUGAUUCUGUGCAACAUGGAAACCUGAAGCAUACAAGGCUGGCCCCUGAUUCUGUGCAACAUGCUAACCUGAACCAUACAGGGCUGGCCCCUGAUUCUGUGCAACAUGGAAACCUGAACCAUACAGGGCUGGCCCCUGAUUCUGUGCAACAUGGAAACAUGAAGCAUACAGGGCUGGCCCCUGAUUCUGUGCAACAUGGAAACCUGAACCAUACAGGGCUGGCCCCUGAUUCUGUGCAACAUGGAAACCUGAAGCAUACAGGGCUGGCCCCUGAUUCUGUGCAACAUGGAAACCUAAACCAUACAGGGCUGGCCUCUGAUUCUGUACAACAUGGAAACCUGAGCCAUACAGGACUGGCCCCUGUGCAACAUGGAAACCUGAACUAUACAGGGCUGGCCCCUGAUUCUGUGCAACAUGGAAACCUGAACCAUACAGGGCUGCUUCCUGCUUUUUUGCAACAUGGAACUCUGAACCAUACAGGGCUGGCCCCUGUGCAACAUGGAAACCCGAAUCAUACAGGGCUGGCCCCUGUGCAACAUGGAAACCUGAAGCAUACAGGGCUGGCCCCUGAUUCUGUGCAACAUGGAAACCUGAAGCAUACAGGGCUGGCCCCUGAUUCUGUGCAACAUGGAAACCUGAAGCAUACAGGGCUGCUUCCUGCUUUUUUGCAACAUGGAAACCUGAACCAUACCGGCUUGGCCCCUUUUCCUUGCUUCUCUCUUCUCAGUUGUCUUACUUUAAGUUGCCAUCCAUUGUUAUAA